AUGGUAAGGCAUUCCAGGUCUAGAAGUCGUUCACGUUCUCCACAAAAGAAACGAAAACAUUCUCACAGACGAGUGAAGUUGAUCGGGAUGAGUCCCACGAUCAAAAAAGUACUAAGUCAUCAGGAAAGUGCUAACCGAGAUUCUGAUGUACAAAUGCAAGCUGAUUCAAAGUUAGCUGAUUCGACAACCUCUGCAACAGUUGCGGCUUUACUCGAUAGCCAGGAAGAAAAAAUUCGUCAAAGAAGAGAACGUGUAGAACAGUGGAGAAAGGAAAGGGAGGCUGCUAAAAAAGCUGAGGAAGAAGCAAAGUUACAAGCAGUUUCGGCUGCAAAUCAAUCUUCUACCGCCGAAGAUCAAUCUCUACAAAAUUCAAAUAAAGGCUGGACUUUAGAUGACGACGAUGAAGAUGAAUCUAUGGAGGUAGAUGAAACUGUCAACAUACUACCUAUUCCAAAAUCCACUGAUAAAAUAGAGCCUCAAGUAUAUCAAGUUAGACGAAAUCCAUUACUUGGACUUGGUAAUAAAAAACAUAUAAUGAAUAAUAAGGGUAAAUCAAAAGAAGUAGUUGCCGAUGAAGAAGAUAAAUCUAUAUCUUAUAAAGGCUCAUAUAUUAAAGAUUCAGAUCAGAUGCAAGUUGACGACGGAGACGAAGAUCCUCUUGACGCUUUUAUGAAAGAUGUGGAGGUUGAGGUAGAACAAUUAAAUGAACAAGACAAAAAGCGUGCAAAACAAGCAGCAAAAGGGAAAAACAAAAUUGAAAGAUCUGAUAAAAUUAUGCAAGAUGAAGAGGACGUGGAUGAAGAAGAAGUUGGCAGUGAUCCUGAAGAUAUUUUAGCUAGUUUAGCAGCUAAGAAGCUUAAAAAAAAAGAUUUGGCGGCGGUUGAUCAUUCACAAGUUAAAUAUGAGCCUUUCAGAAAGGAUUUUUAUAUUGAGCCUCCAGAAAUGCACGAAUUGACGCAUGACCAGGUAGACCUUCUUAGAGUGGAAUUGGGAGGAAUUAAAAUUAGAGGUAUUGAUUGUCCAAAACCUAUACAAAAAUGGACACACGCAGGUUUACCGGCUGCAUGUCUGCACAUAAUUAAAAAAUUAAAUUUCGAAAAACCCACACCCAUUCAAUCACAAGCAAUACCUGCUAUCAUGGCUGGUCGUGAUGUUAUCGGUGUUGCAAAGACUGGAAGUGGUAAAACUAUAGCAUUUCUUCUUCCAAUGUUUCGUCAUAUUAAAGAUCAGCGCUCUCUUGAUCAAAUGGAAGGACCUAUUGCUAUUAUUAUGACACCUACAAGAGAGCUUGCAGCUGUUUGUGCUUAUGGCGGAUCACCUAUUAAAGAUCAAAUUGCUGAAUUAAAACGUGGUGCUGAAAUAAUAGUUUGUACUCCCGGACGUAUGAUCGACUUAUUAUGUGCGAAUUCCGGUCGCGUUACUAAUUUAAAAAGAGUUACUUACCUUGUAUUGGAUGAAGCUGAUCGUAUGUUUGAUAUGGGAUUUGAACCUCAGGCAUGCAUAAUUUUAAAAUCAUAA
Funneliformis mosseae is the source of this 1518-nucleotide messenger RNA. NCBI's taxonomy places the organism in Eukaryota, Fungi, Glomeromycota, Glomeromycetes, Glomerales, Glomeraceae. The record is from the annotation of a GenBank genome assembly.